Xyrauchen texanus (razorback sucker) is the source of this 339-nucleotide messenger RNA. Its product is annotated as mitochondrial import inner membrane translocase subunit TIM14-like. The transcript is spliced from 5 exons. The record is from RefSeq and is a predicted model, not a curated record. Gene Ontology annotation, biological process: protein import into mitochondrial matrix. Bases 13 to 339 code for a protein of 108 amino acids. NCBI's taxonomy places the organism in Eukaryota, Metazoa, Chordata, Actinopteri, Cypriniformes, Catostomidae. Gene Ontology annotation, molecular function: ATPase activator activity. Gene Ontology annotation, cellular component: PAM complex, Tim23 associated import motor.
ACCAUAGUGGCCAUGGGUCUUACCCUGGCAGCAGUAGGAUUUGCUGGUCGCUAUGCAAUGCAAGCCAUGAAGCAUAUGGAGCCGCAAGUGAAACAAGCUCUGGAAGCUUCCAAAUCGGCCUUUGAAAGCGGAUACUACAGAGGUGGUUUUAAGCCAAAGAUUACCAGAAGUGAAGCUGCCCUUGAUCUUGGAGUCAGUCCAACCGCUAACAAAAACAAGAUCAGAGAGGCACAGACAAAACUGAUGAUUUUAAACCAUCCUGAUCGUGGUGGAUCACCAUAUCUGGCAGCAAAAAUAAACGAGACUAAAGAUUUACUUGAUGCACAAAUGAAGAAAUAG